Molecule: messenger RNA, 455 nt
Organism: Paramecium primaurelia
Lineage: Eukaryota; Ciliophora; Oligohymenophorea; Peniculida; Parameciidae
Source: the annotation of a GenBank genome assembly
AAUGUAUAAUACUGAGUUUUGGGUAAAAUAUGUAUUUAGAGUGCUUCACAUAGGAAGUGUUACAGCUUUAGGAGGCCGUAUAAUAUAUGAUUACUUAUGGCCAGAUCAAGUAGAGAUUACCAAAGGCUAGGCCUUAUUUGCAGGAAUUUCAGGAUUCUUUAUGAUUUUAGCAGGGAUUGUUAACAUAUUUUUAUUGAAAGGAAAAGAAAAAUUAAAAUCUAAAAAUAAAUUUUGGGCUGGUACCUUACAUCUGAAAGCAAUCACAAGUAAGUUUAAUUGUAAUAUUGAAAGCGAUUAUAAUUCUUACACCUCUAGCUAAUUAUCUAUCAAAUGAUCCCUAAACUGUGAAAGGGAUAUAAUUUUAUUAUGUAGUGGCAAUGUUGCUGCUGAGUCCUUUUUUAAGAUUCUAUCGUGAAUGGUGGACAGAGUUAAAUAGAUAAAAUAAAUUUAGUUGA